Messenger RNA from Contarinia nasturtii (swede midge), 3087 nucleotides. Its product is annotated as serine/threonine-protein phosphatase 6 regulatory ankyrin repeat subunit A-like. Gene Ontology annotation, cellular component: cytoplasm; nucleus. The record is from RefSeq and is a predicted model, not a curated record. Gene Ontology annotation, molecular function: protein binding. The transcript has 36 exons. NCBI's taxonomy places the organism in Eukaryota, Metazoa, Arthropoda, Insecta, Diptera, Cecidomyiidae. The coding region runs from base 79 to 2967 and encodes 962 amino acids.
AAGCAUAGAUCCAACGCAUCAAAAACUCAGAUGUUUCUGGGAAUAUCAUCACUUAACGUGCUAAUAACUCAUUAAAAAAUGAAGUCACGGUGGACACUGUACGUGGCACUUUUUCUGGUCACAAUUUUUGAAUUUGAAUGUGUGGCAGAAGAUGCAAAUGAGCUUCUUGAUGCUGCCCAUGAAGGUUUAGCAGAUAGUAUCAAGCCAUGCCUUGAAAAAGGAAUUGAUAUCAAUGUACGCAAUAAGCAAGGAGAAACGGCACUAAUUAUAGCUGCCAAAAGCGGACAUACAAAUUUCGUAAAGGUUCUUCUUGAAAACAAAGCUGAUGUUAACAUACUAUCAAAAAACAUUUGGUCUGCAUUGCAUAUUGCUGCAUACGGCAAUUAUCCUGAUAUCGUUAAGAUGCUCCUUGAUCACGGUGCUGAUGUUAAUGCAAGGAACGAGUGGGGAUGGACAGCAUUCCAUCUUAUGUCUAUUCGGGGUCUUGACGCUGCGAUCAAAAGACUUCUUGAUAAUGGAUUCGAUAUUAAUUUAAAAACAAACAACACCCCACCGACUUCAGAAUGGACACCUUUAUACGCAGCAGCAGCGUAUGAUCAAAUGGGCAUUGUGAAAUUUCUUAUCUUUAAUGGAGCUGAUGUUAAUGCAACAAAUCACGAAGGAAAAACUGCAAGAGACAUCGCUAAAGAUAAAGCUGCAUUUGAUCAUAUAAUCGCAGUGAAAGAGUUUUUUGAUGCAGCUGAAGGAGGCUUACAGGAUAAGAUUAAGCCCCUUAUUGAAAAGGGAGUAAAUAUUAAUGAAGAGAACAACAAUGGCGAUACUGCGUUAAUAAUAUCUAGCAGACUUGGACAUUACUCAUUCGUUAAAGUACUUCUAAAUAACAAUGCUGGUGUUAAUUUAGUGCAUAAUAAUAAAUGGCAAUCGGCAUUGCACUCUGCAUCAUAUGCUAUGAAAGAAGAUAUCGUUAAAUUACUCCUUGAUCAUGGUGCUCAUGCAAAUGCAAUGGACGCCGAAGGAUUGUCGCCAUUCCAUAUUAUGGCUAGUAAAGGUCUUAACCAUGCAAUCCGAAAGGUUCUUGAUAAUUGGUUCAAUAUUAAUUUAAAAACAACCGAUGCGAAUGGAUGGACGCCUCUACAUUGUGCUGUUGUAGCUAAUCAAUCUGAUACCGUCAAACUUCUCAUUUUUCGUGGAGCUGAUGUUAAUAUUAAAUCAAAAGAUGGAAAAACACCAAAAGACAUUGCCACAGAUAAAGGUGAAAUUGACUCUAUGAUCCACGAUAAAGAUGUUCUUUUGAAGAAGUUCUUUAAUGCCGCCGAAAAAGGAUUAAAGGAUGAGAUCUAUGGAAUACUCGAACAGGGAAUAAAUGUUAAUGAACAAAACGGCGAUGGCGAUACUGCGUUAAUUAUUGCUAGCAGACAUGGACAUGCGAAAGUUGCUAAGAUUCUUCUGGAAAAUUUGGCUAAUGCUAAUUUAGUAAAUAAAGAUCAUUGGACGCCAUUGCAUGUUGCUGCACUCGGCAAGCAUGAAGAGAUCGUUCUGAUGCUUCUUCAGCAUCAUGCUGACGCUAAUAUUAGAAACGAUUGGGGAGAGACGCCAUUCAAUAUUAUUGCAUAUCAAGGUUUAGAUAAGGCCGUUAUCAGGCUUCUUCAUUUGGGAUACGAUGUUAACGUAAAGACCAUCAAAAAUUCAAGAUUUAAUCUUUAUGAUUGUACUCCGUUACAUGCAGCUGCCAGUCAUAAGUGUAGUAGUACUGUAAAAAUUCUCAUCUUUAAUGGAGCCGAUGUUAAUAUAAAAAAUAAUUUUGGAUUAACUCCAAGAGAGUUCGCAAAACAGAGGGGUCACUACUUUUUUUUGGAUAAAUUUGAUGAUAUUGUUAAAGAGAGAGAUGAGAUUUUUGUGGCAGCCAAACAAGGACUGACGGAUAAGAUUAAAACAUUCAUCAAAAAGGGAAUAAAUAUUAAUGUACAAAAUAACGAUGGAGACACGCCACUUAUUAUAGCCAGCCGACACGGACACACUGAGUUUGUUAAAGUACUUCUGAAAGACAAGGCUAAAGUUAAUUUAGUAAAUAGGGAUAAUUGGUCAGCCCUUCAUUGUGCUGCACUCGGCAAGCAUGAAGAGAUCGUUCUGAUGCUUCUUGAUCACCAUGCUGAUGCUCAUAUUCGGAACGAUUGGGGAGAGACGCCUUUAAAUAUUUUUGCAUAUCAAGGUUUAGAUAAGGCCGUUAUCAGGCUUCUUCAUUUGGGAUAUGAUGUUAACGUAAAGACCAUCAGAAAUUCAAGAUUUAAUCUUUAUGAUUGUACUCCCUUACAUGCAGCUGCCACUCAUAAUCAUAUGAGUACUGCAAAAAUUCUCAUCUUAAAUGGAGCCGAUAUUGAUGUAAAAAAUAAUUAUGGAUUAACUCCAAAAGAGUUUGCCAUAAAGAAGGGUCACUCUAUGGCUGAAUUUGAUCACAUAGUCGAAGAAAGAGAUAAAGCUUUGAAGCUCUUGGCAGCAUCCAGAAAAGGUGAUAUAAAUGAAGUUAAUAGGCUUAUUGAUGAAGGUGCUGAAGUCAACGUAAGAGAUGUAAAGGGGAAAACACCGCUUUGUCAAGCAAUCAUAAAUGCGCAUGAGGAAAUUGCGAUGAUUAUCCUUAACAAGGGAGCAGACUUUCGUCAUCAAAAAUUGGAAGGAGGAAAAUCAAUAAUAAUAGAGGCAGUGCUCAAAGGCAUGACAAAUGUGGUCGAAAAGCUUCUUGAUAAAAAAGCUGACGUUAAUAAAUUUGAUAAUCGAGGUUAUAGUGCACUUCAUUAUGCUUGUAAACUUGGUAAAAUGGAUAUCGCUACAUCGCUCAUUCGUCAUGGAGCUGAUGUUAAGGCAAAAAAUCAUGUUGGACACGUUCCAGGAGAUCUGAUUAAAAAUGCAGAAGUGCGGGAACAGUAUGAGAAAAUUAUAAGUGCGAAUGGAGCAAAUACGAGCGAGCAUUAAAUAAUUGGUUUUUGAAAGUUUUUGCAGAUGUCAAGCGAAAACACACCCUUGACCUAUGCAUAAUAUAAGAAUAUUCAGUAAUUGAAAAGUAAAAAUAAAAAAAGAUUACCAAUACCGAAA